UACACGUCGCCAGAUUCCAGAAUUUCCUGUCUCUGACUAUUCUCUAUAUUCCUUGAACCUCACAAAGCCCCUCUAUUUUCCCAUACUUUCUCUCCAUCCGAACACUCUCCCAGCUCCCAUGGCUAUUCUAUUAUCCUCUUUACAACCCACACUUCAGCUCCCCUAUAUGCCAUCUUCACCAUCAUCAUCAUCUUCUUCUUCUUCAGUCUCUCUCCUCAGCCUCACCACCUUCUCCACCAAGCCUACAAACUCACUAACUUUCACAUUAUCCAAGUACAAAUCCAGUUUCUUGAACAACCUUAAACCCAUUUCCCUCUCACCCAGAAAAAGCCAUCCUGGCAAUAAUGCUUCACUCUCUGUCCGAAUGUCUUGGGAUGGUCCACUCUCUUCAGUGAAGUUGAUUAUGCAGGGCAGGAAUUUGGAGUUAACUGAGACUGUCAAGAAGCAUGUGGAAGAGAAGGUGGGGAAGGCAAUUGCUAAGCACAGUCAUUUGGUUAGGGAGGUGGAUGUCAGGUUUUCAGUUCGGGGUGGAGAGUUUGGGAAAGGCCCAAGAAUUCGGCGGUGUGAGGUUACAUUGUAUACAAAGAAGCAUGGAGUGGUUCGAGCAGAGGAAGAAGGUGAGACAGUCUUUGGGAGUAUAGAUUUGGUCUCAUCGAUAAUACAAAGGAAGCUGAGGAAGAUUAAAGAGAAGGAGUCCGAUCAUGGCCGGCACAUGAAGGGGUUCGACAGAUUGAAAGUUAGGGAGCCUACAAUACAACCAAUGAAGGAAAAGACAAAUGAUGAAGAGGAAGAUGCCAUUUCUCAAGAAGAUGAUGGAGAAAUUAUUGAUGAGAUUGUUCGUACAAAAUACUUUGAUAUGCCACCUUUGACUGUCUCUGAAGCAAUUGAACAACUGGAAAAUGUUGAUCAUGAUUUCUAUGCUUUCCGGAAUGAAGAAACUGGUGAGAUUAAUAUCGUGUACAAAAGAAAAGCUGGAGGAUAUGGUGUUAUCAUACCUAAAGAAGACGGUAAAGCUGAGAAAUUUGAGCCCAGGGUGGUGGAACCAGCUAGAGAACCCUCCUUGGCAGACUAGAUGUACCUAGCAAAGGAAGAUCCUUUUUCAGAGAUAAUUUAACUAGCUAUGUCUUCGAAUCAAACGGCAAUGAUGUAUUUGGAGGACUCGGCAUGCUUAGACAAACCCGAAACAUUUAAGAUCAAAUGAGGAAAUUUUGAGAUGUAUGAACAUGUUUACAAGGGUAAUUAGUUAUUGUAAGUUGAUAUGCACCACGUGAUUUCCAACACUAAUGGAGCAGAUAUAACAUGUAAUUACUAUGCAAUCUGUAAAUGAUAAUUAGCUCAGAUGACUCUCUUUCAUUCUA
Molecule: messenger RNA, 1358 nt
Organism: Quercus robur (English oak)
Lineage: Eukaryota; Viridiplantae; Streptophyta; Magnoliopsida; Fagales; Fagaceae
Product: ribosome-binding factor PSRP1, chloroplastic
Exons: 5
Coding region: 119-1072 (317 amino acids)
Biological process (GO): primary metabolic process; negative regulation of translational elongation
Cellular component (GO): cytosolic small ribosomal subunit
Molecular function (GO): ribosomal small subunit binding
Source: RefSeq, a predicted model, not a curated record